This is a messenger RNA of Vanessa tameamea, 1150 nucleotides long. Its product is annotated as splicing factor YJU2. The record is from RefSeq and is a predicted model, not a curated record. Lineage: Eukaryota; Metazoa; Arthropoda; Insecta; Lepidoptera; Nymphalidae. The transcript is spliced from 5 exons. Gene Ontology annotation, biological process: mRNA splicing, via spliceosome. Gene Ontology annotation, cellular component: U2-type catalytic step 1 spliceosome. Bases 150 to 1103 code for a protein of 317 amino acids.
UUUUGACAGAUGUAUAUGUGAAUUGUGAGUAAAUUCUCCUCGCUAAACUUAAAGGAUUAAGUUUGGAUUUAAUUAUUUAUAAAAGCUUAAUUAACUAAAUAACAACAUAUAUUUAUACUAUAGAGUAACGUGCAACUUUACGUUACAAAAUGUCGGAAAGAAAAGUUUUAAAUAAAUACUAUCCCCCGGACUUCGAUCCGUCGAAGAUCCCUCGUAUGAAAUUAGCCAAGAACCGCCAGUAUACUGUUCGUUUGAUGGCUCCAUUCAAUAUGCGAUGUGCUACGUGUGGUGAGUACAUUUACAAAGGGAAGAAGUUUAACGCUCGCAAAGAGGAUGUAGAGAACGAAGAUUAUCUUGGAAUAAGGAUUUAUAGAUUUUAUAUAAAAUGUACAAGGUGCCUUCAAGAGAUUUCUUUCAAAACCGAUCCAAAAAAUACAGAUUAUGAAAUAGAAGCAGGUGCUACCAGAAAUUUUAUGGCUCUGAAACUUGCCGAGGAACAAGCAAAGAGAGAAGAAGAAGAACAAAAAGAAGAGGAAGCUAAUAAUCCAAUGAAAUUACUCGAAUAUCGAACUGAACAGUCCCGACAAGAAAUUGAAUUGUUGGAGAGCCUUGAAGAACUAAAGGAACUCAAUAGACGGCAGCGCACCGUUGACUAUGAGGGUAUGCUUAAACAAUUCCAGUCUGAAUCUGUUGAGGAAAGGAAAGCAAGAGAGGAAAAAGAAGACAAUGAGUUUAUAAAGUCAGUGAAAUUCACCAACGCACCAAAACAUAAAAUCGUAACAGAAGAAAUUAUAGAAGACGUACAAGACGCCGACGAAUCGAAAAUAAAAAAUCCCAAAGUUGAAACAUUACCACCAAAGAUAGUUGAAACUAAGAAAAGUGAAUCAUGGAACCGAAGUAUAGGGGUCUUGUCAAAAAAACCAGCUCUAGGUAAUCUGGUAAGGACGAAGAAAUUGGAAGCAAAGGUUGAAAAAGAAACAACAGAGUCUCCAGAUCUACAGGACAAUUCUUCAAAUAAUAAAACGUCUGUAAAAAAUGAACCGUCAGCAUCAGGACUUUCGUUAUUGGCAAACUAUUCUGGCAGUGAUAGUGAUUCACAGUGAGUGAUUUAAAUUGUUUUAUUUAACGUAAACCUGGAAUGCACAUAUGU